Messenger RNA from Phascolarctos cinereus (koala), 5199 nucleotides. It is a transcript of the gene GOLGA1, whose product is annotated as golgin A1. Gene Ontology annotation, cellular component: Golgi apparatus. Lineage: Eukaryota; Metazoa; Chordata; Mammalia; Diprotodontia; Phascolarctidae. The record is from RefSeq and is a predicted model, not a curated record.
GGACUGGGUUCCGGAAGUUGCCGCAGCCGCCACCCCCUUCCUCUCCUCCUGGGAGACAGGGGCUUGGGCCGAGUCGGUGCGAGCCACAGGACAGAAUGCAGUAGCAAGGAAGCUGAUUUUAAGUCUGGUAGAUAACAGAUAACUGUGAUGUCUUGAACCCUUGGAGGGUUUGGGAAGUUCAUCAGGUUUAAAUGGAAAUUUUGGCAGCUGGAGCUUCUUGAUGGCCCAUCAGUGAUUUUCCAGUAGAUUCUAGGGUACCAUUGCUUUGGUUUAGUUCAGGUUUUGGGGGAGAAGCCAGAGAGGGUAUCCCUACUGUGGAAAAUGUUUGCCAGACUUAAAAAGAAGAUUGCAGAGGAGGCUGCCAUUGCACCACGGCCAGGAGGAGCUACACGAAUCCCAAGGUCUGUCAGCAAGGAGUCAGUUGCUUCUGUGGGGGCUGACUCAGGAGAUGACUUUGCUUCAGAUGGAAGCAGUUCUCGAGAAGACCUUUCAUCCCAGCUAUUUAGAAGAAACGAACAGAUAAGGAAACUAGAGGCCAAACUUUCUGAAUAUGCUGAACAGGUGCGAAACUUGCAGAAGAUAAAAGAGAAGCUUGAAAUUGCAUUAGAAAAACACCAGGAUUCUUCCAUGAGGAAAUUUCAAGAGCAGAAUGAAACAUAUCAAGCCAACAGAGCCAAAAUGGCAGAAGGAAUGGCUUUGGCAUUAGCAAAAAAGGACCAGGAAUGGGCGGAGAAGUUGGCUCAGCUUGAAAAAGAUAAAAGGCUGUUGACAGCUCAGUUACAGGAAAUGAAGAACCAAAGUUUGAAUCUGUUCCAAAAGAGGGACGAAAUUGAUGAAUUAGAGGGAUUCCAGCAGCAGGAGCUGGCUAAAGUCAAGCACAUGCUUUUGAAAAAGGAAGAAAGUCUGGCAAAAAUGGAACAGGAAAUGGAAGCUAGAACAAGAGAACUGAGUCAUGCACAAGAAGAACUGUUGGCCUCUAGUCAGGUCUCUUCAAAUUUAAGCUGUGAGCUGGAGAUGUUGCAGAGGCAGUAUUCAGCGCUGGAAGAACAGAGGGAUCACUUAUUAGCUGCAGAAACAGGUGCAGAAAGUAAGAUCACUACUUUGGAGCAGAGGGAAAAGGAACUACAAAUGUUCAUUCAGCAGCUUUCUGUUGAUUUGCAAAAGGCUCAGGGAACCGCAGCUUGUUCUGAGAAGAGGUUGGGCACAUUGCAGGCUGAGCCUGAGUCUUUGAAGCUUGAAAAUGAACAGCAGAACCACAAGGCUGCUGUCAAGGCUGAAGAGGGAGAAAAACUCAUCGAACAUUUGCAGAAAAAAGUUUUGUCCCUGGAGAAGAGACUAGAAGGAAACUUGUCAGGGGAGGAACAUGUACAGGAGCUACUUAAAGAGAAAACUGUUGCAGAACAGAAAUUGGAUGACACAAGGCAGCAGCUGUUGGCUGCUAAGACUAGCCAUGCUGAGACAGUUAGCCUGCUGGAGACCCAGAUCACAAAACUGAAUAGUCAAGUAACUGACAGCCAUGCAUUACUUCAUGAGAAAGAAGAAUUUAUAAAAGGAUUAAGAGAAAGCAGCCUUAGUCAGGUAAAAGAACUUGGGGAAAUGCUGCAGAUUUCAGAUGAGAAGCUUAAGAAGAGCAGUGAAAUAAUGAUUGAAAAAGAAGCACAGAUCCAGAGGCUUUCCAGUUUGGCAGAAGAAAGGAACAAAUUGCAACAGCAGGUCUUGGUCCUGGAGCAGCAGUAUGCAGAGCAGGGGAACCGACUGGAGGCUGAAAUAGCUGCCCUUGAGAAAACUCGAGCAUCUGACGAGACAGCCGCAAGCCACCAGAUACAACUGCUGGAAGAAGAAAAUGCAAACCUUAAAGAAAAUAGAAAUGAAUGUGAAAGUUCUUUAGAAGCCCACAAGCUUGAGUUGAAGAAAUUGAAGGAAGAAUGGAGCCAGAGAGAAACUGUUAAUGUGGAAAUUGCCAAGGCACUAGAAGAAACCCGGAAACAAAGGGAAGAUUUUCAACAGCAGGUUGCUGACCUAACAACAUUAAUAAAGGAGAAGGAACAGUUUCUCAAUGAGAAAACUAAAACUCUUCUCCAAAAAGAAGAAGAAAUUGACCAGCUGAAGAAAGGGCAUGACAUUGUCCUGCUACAACUGCACCAGUUGCAGAGUGACAUGGAGGCCUGCAGGUGUAAAAAAGCCAAAAGGGAAGAAUCCACAGGAAAAGAGUUGAAUGUGUUGAGGCUGCAGAUAGAAGAAGAGGAGGAGGAGGAGGAAACUCUUGAAGCCCGGGGUGAGCCAAAUGUAAUUGUUUUUGGAGAAACAGCAAAGGAAUUGAGUGAUGAUUUAUACCCACUCUCGAGUGAUGAAAGAACGUUGAACGGAGAAGUGGAUUGUGUUGAUAUGGUACAGCUACAAAAAGAAAACCGAGACUUGGAGCAGCAGAUCAUAGAAAAAAACAAGACUAUAAAGCAGCUGCAGCAGAGAAUGUUGGAACUCAAGAAGACCCUCCAGAAGGAGCUGAAAAUUCGGCCUGAAAAUGAUAUCUUUGAAGUUCGGGAGAAACCCAGUCCUGAAGUGCCUACUGCUUCCACAACUGUCACCAAUAACUCAGACUUAAAUGAUUCUCGAGAGAUAAAUUUUGAAUACCUCAAGCACGUGGUUUUAAAAUUCAUGUCCUGUCGGGAAUCAGAGGCUUUUCAUCUCAUUAAAGCUGUGUCUGUGCUACUGAAUUUUUCACAAGAGGAAGAAAACAUGCUCAAAGAGACCUUGGAGUAUAAGAUGUCGUGGUUUGGGUCCAAGCCAUCUCCCAGAGGUAGCAUUCGGCCAUCCAUCUCAAAUCCCAGGGUGCCAUGGUCUUAAAAGAAACCUGAGAAUGGAAAUUCCAUGUGUAGCCACUUUUUCUAUGAAAAGAACACAGCACACCAGUCUGGGUGGGUUUUUUAAUCACUGUAAUUGCAGUAUUUUGUACAAGCUUUGAAACAUUGUUUACAAGACAAAUAAUGUUUCGAGCUUCUUUCAUUGCAAACUGACAGCCACAAAACAGAGCCAGUUUCAGAGAUUGGCCCAGUUUUGAAAGGAAGGGGUCGCUUUCCAUGGGCUUUUUGGGGGUGGGAUGACAAGUAGCUUCAUGGGAAACUCCUCUUUCACAUAGUGCUGCUAUAAAUCCCCACUUUGGGCCCUAGAGGGUUUGCAUGUGGACUUCUCUAACCCCCUAGCACUUAAGAGUUGUAAUUAUUAAUGUCUGUCCAGAAGGCUAAAUGUCAGUGGACAGCUAGUGCUGUGAGGGGUUAAAGUGACUGAUAUUAGUGGUACAGGACAACCUGAUUCCUCCAAGUUGCAUCUUGCUGAAUUUCCCAGAGCCCCCAUAAGGACUCAUGUGUUUUGUAAAGACAUCACGAGGCAUUUCCCUUCUAGUGGUUUGGAUCCCAGGAAGGAGAAAAUACUAAAAUGUCCUUAAUCCCUCCCCACCAGUUCCUGAAGCUAGGUAUGUCCUGACUUCAGAAUGUGUCAGAAAAUAGGAUUUAUGCCUUGGGGGCUGAUAUUAGUCAGUGAGGGAUAUGCAGCUUUCUGGAGGGAUCUCGUUUUACUUUUCUUAAAGAAAAAAUAUUUUAAAAAAGGUGUUAAUGCAGUACUGAAUAUACUCAGUUGCCUUUUUAAACUAGUAUAUGUCUUGUACAGGUUGCCGGUAAACCAUUUUAAAGCAUACUUUUUAAAGCCAAAUUUGCUUGUAAACAUUUCUUCUGUCUUGCAGUCAGUUUACCAGUGUUCUUAGAGAAAAAUCAGAGAGGUAAAAGGAAAUGCCUUCCAUCCUAGAUUCUGUCUUUCCCCCUUCAAUUCCAUAGCACUCUUGGACAAUCUCCUGAGAAAUCAGUAUCAGUAUCUUCUUUGUAGCAGAAACCUGGAUUUGCUCCCAGUUCUAUGCACAAUUGAGACUCUGAGCAAACUUUGAUAUGGUAAGGAUAAAAUAUAUUGCCCCUUCUACCCUCAGGCCAGAAGCCCAGUUAGAGAUGGAGAACUGCAGCAUACCCUCAAUUGCCUUGUAGUUUGGAAAAACACUAAGCCUCCACUAUGUAUAAAUAACACUACAGAUCGUAUGUAACGUAUAUAGGAUUUGCAGAGCUGGCUACCUUGAAAUGCUCUGGCUGUAAUUGCUAGGACCAUUCUAUUUACCAACUAUUUCUAAGGAAAAAUCAACAUGUAUUCAGCCUAAUAGGAUCUUAAAAUGCAUUUGAAAAGAUCAUUUCAAAACAGUUUGUAGCUUGCUCAAGGCUUCAUCCUGGUUAACCAGACUUAAGAACCAGUUGCAGGAUUAUAUAUAUAUGUGAACGUUUCCCAAGCUCUGUUUUCAUCAAAUGGUUAUUUCUUCUUGCCAAAUAACAAGGAAGGGAGAUGUUUUUCCAGAAAAAUAAAGAUUUAUAUUGCUUUGCCUAAGUUCUUCAAGAAUGUGCCUGGUAUUCCCAAAGAGGGGGACAGCAUCACUCUCCCCACAGCUCAGUGUCCAUAUUCAAGCCUAUCCAAGCUGCCUCUCAUCCAAGGGGAGGUUUUAAAAGGCUGAUAAAUUCUUGCAGGUCUGUGAGCUGAAAUAUUAUUUACAUUUAUAACAUGACAUGUUUGGAAGCAUUUUUUUUUCUGAACAAGAGGCACUCCUACACAGAACUAAGUUUUACUUCUAAUACAUUCAGCAUAUGUUCAGCAAAUUUGCCCAGGGGAAAGGGAAAGGAACUAUUAAGAUGAAGUUAUGAUGGGCAAGUCUGAGCAGCUACAUACUCAGUUCAAAUAAACACACCCUAGACGGGAGUCAUACAGGCCUUGCUCCUUCCUGCCUGAGUCAUCUGACCAUACCAUCUCUCUCCCUUGGUGAAGGUUAAUUAUAUAAUUUUUGGGAAGCUACUAACUAGGUCUCUGGGUACUUAAGUAUUUUACUGAUUUAAGUAUAUUACUGAACUGAUUAAGGAUUCCUUGCAUGUUGAUUUUUAACUUAAGAGCAAGAGUGGUGUAAAUAUAUAUUGAGUGAUUGACUGGACACUUUGACAUGUAUAAACAACACAAAAAACCCUACUAUAGUAAUACAUACAGUCCAUAUGUAUAAUCCUUUAUCUGAGCAUUCGCUCUGGGUCUUUCUCUUCAUGUUGUAAACAUUCAUUGUAUUAUGUAAAACUGUUGAAUUCAUUUGUGGUGCAAUAAUUUUUUUUGGAUUAAAGCUCUUAAAUCUAG